AUGGCAAGUACAACAACAAACCAAACCGCUUUGUGUUUGAUCCCUCCGGAAGAUGUUUGGAAACAGAUUCAAGCGAUUCGUUCAGCAAGUGAUAGAGCUUAUCCACGUUGGAUGCCACAUAUCAAUUUUAUCUAUCCUUUCGUAUCCGAGAGUAGCUUUGAUACGAUCAAAGCUCAGUUAGAAACUGUCGUUCAUCAACAAAAGCCAUUUACAGUUCGAUUUGAUCAGAAUUCAUUUCAUUAUUUUCCACAGCAAGAUCAAAAAUGCACGUAUCACCUCCGACCAACGCAUAGCACCAAUGUGAUCGAAUUACAACAAGUGAUUCAAAACCAAUUGUCAAAAAUAUGCAAGAAAAAACAUCCUUUCGAAGCUCAUCUUACACUAGGCCAGUGUAAAAUCAAGGAUGUUGAUAAUAUCUUGACGAAUUUGAGAAGCAAUUGGUUACCCAUCGAAUUUCUUGUCGAUCGAGUCUAUAUGAUAAGUCGCGAAAAUCAUCCCGAGAAUUUAUUUACAAUCAAAAACGAAAUUCUUCUCUUGGAUCGAAAAGAUGACUCCACGGUUUCGAGUAAACCAAUGAAUAAACUCUGUAUUCUGCCACCAAAUGAAUUUUCUUCACGUUUGCUUCAUCUAUUUCAACGUACAUCAUUGCAACCAUUACAACCAUUGCGAAUUAUUCUCGGUGAAUAUGAAGCUGAUUCAGUCAACAAUGAUUUACGUUCGAAGUUAGAAUCAACGUCGAAAUUCUCAUUAGAAUUCGGACAAGAUUCACUUGGAUAUGAUGAAGUUAAUUCACGAUUGUUCCUCAUGCCAACAAAUAUCGAACAGAUCAAGCAAUUGCAGGUACUUGAUCAAACGAAAUAUGAUGGUUCGUUAACUUUAGGACAUUUGAAUCGAAAUGAUCUUAGUGAAGUGAAAGAACGUUACGCGAAGAAUUGGCCAAAUGAAAUGAAUAGAUUUGAAAUCGAACGAAUUCAUUUAGUGGAUCCCGCUGACAAAUUCAAGUUUAUUUUUCGUUUGAAAAGUUGA
Molecule: messenger RNA, 1026 nt
Organism: Adineta ricciae
Lineage: Eukaryota; Metazoa; Rotifera; Eurotatoria; Adinetida; Adinetidae
Source: the annotation of a GenBank genome assembly